UUAACGUGCAGCUGCCAUUAACUUGUAUGAACUGCCCGCCCAAACACAUCCUUAAACUCAAAUUUCAAAAUCCGAAGUACUGUUUUGUUCUGUCACACUGUUCCACCGUCUGGGUCCUUGUAUAUAUAACCUCUUGCAGAUGGUGGAAACUCUCCGGAUUGAAGAUAACUUUGUUUAAGGCCUCCGACCACAAAUCUGAAUUCAGAACCCUCCCCAAACAAACCAGAUAAAUCUCAUCGGCGUCCUCAAUUCCAUGGCCAAUUCUGAUGCAUCUCCUCAUCUCCCUCGUGCCAAUCCACUCUCCUCCAAGAAGGAGAAUAUUACUCCGUUUGGCUCAAAGAUCGCGGAACUAAAUGAAUCAAGGGCUGACCUGCUUAAUAGAAUUCAAGGUUUGAAACAGGUGACUUUAAGCAAUGCUUUCUCAGUGGGAACAAUGGAUUUGCAAAAUUGGAGAUCAAAGUUAGACACUCAAGUUAUGAUCUAUCGCGAUGAGCUUUCAGAUCUCAAGAAAUCACUAAAUGUUGAAGUAGAGCAACUUCGAUCAGAAUUUCAAGAACUGAGGACCACUCUCCAGCAGCAGCAACAAGAGGAUGUUACUUCUAGCCUAAGAAACUUGGGGCUGCAGGAUGUCACAACGGAUGCUAAAAAUGCUCAGGCUCAAGAUUGCAGGGUUGAGGGAAGUGACAAGGAAGGACGUAUUUUGCCCAAGGAGGAAGACGAUAAUGAUAAAGAAAGUGAAAGCUAGAUGGCUUAAUUCGCGAGUGUGCAUGCCUUUUUUUGGGUUUUGCACCAAAAGGAGAUGGGCAUUAUUCCGUGAAUCUGUACCAAUGUUGUUUAUAGAGAAAUUUAAAUAGGGAAAUGAUAUUUGCAGUUAUGUAGUGUUAGUAUAUAAAUUUAUGACUCGUAUGAAAAUUUUAUUUUUUUAAUGCGUCUCCUACU
Messenger RNA from Juglans regia (Persian walnut), 939 nucleotides. RefSeq names its product myosin-3-like. The transcript has 7 exons. The record is from RefSeq and is a predicted model, not a curated record. The coding region runs from base 254 to 745 and encodes 163 amino acids. Lineage: Eukaryota; Viridiplantae; Streptophyta; Magnoliopsida; Fagales; Juglandaceae.